Molecule: messenger RNA, 3368 nt
Organism: Sphaeramia orbicularis (orbiculate cardinalfish)
Lineage: Eukaryota; Metazoa; Chordata; Actinopteri; Kurtiformes; Apogonidae
Gene: pomt2
Product: protein-O-mannosyltransferase 2
Exons: 21
Coding region: 469-2757 (762 amino acids)
Biological process (GO): protein O-linked glycosylation via mannose
Cellular component (GO): endoplasmic reticulum; membrane
Molecular function (GO): dolichyl-phosphate-mannose-protein mannosyltransferase activity
Source: RefSeq, a predicted model, not a curated record
UGUUCCGUUGACUCCAGCCGUAACCUCUCGCUGUGUUGUCAUGGAUGUAUGUUGCUAAUGUAGGUAUUUUAAUAAUAAAACUGUAGCUGUUAGCAAUUUGGAGCUGCUCAAAAUGUCUCACUUAGUGUUUACUCAGAAUUAUACGGUACAUGUUGAUUUAUAGAGUAGAAAUUAACAAGCUAGGGUAAGCAUGCCAUUGUUGAGAGUGUUUUAAUAGUUCUGCGACAUUGUAAUUAGCCUGUUAUGUUGAUUAUUUGUUGACUAUAAGCAGUGGCAUUCACUGUCAGUGUUAUUUUUGACAGUGGUUUUCAGUUUGUAGUGUCUACAGUGUCUACCUUACAGCUGCACAUCAACCAGGUAUCAUUCAAUAACUCACUGCUUAAUUUUCCUAUGAUUACAUAGCGUUACAGUAUUAUCUCCUCUUGCCUGGAAGGAGAUCCGAAAAUCUCAUACAGGCUUAUUUUCCAAAUGGCAAAAGAGGAAUGCGUCACACAGCGCAACAAAAUCAUGGACACUUCAACGAUGCGAAACAGGAAAAAUAUCCCUGUCUUCGAAAAACACCAGACCAUCCACAAUGCAAGUCAGACUACUGGACACUGGGCAGAAGAUGACACCCAGUCCUCGAAUGGGACAUCAGCUCAGUGUUCAGGCUCAAAUGCAGACACUGCCGGUGGGGAGACCCCAAGCAGAGUGUUUUUACCUCUGGUGGUGGGGUUCUCCUUCUCUACACGCCUCUACAAGAUAGCUGAGCCCCCUCAUGUAUGCUGGGAUGAGACGCACUUUGGAAAAAUGGGGAGCUACUAUAUCAACAGGACCUUCUUUUUUGAUGUCCAUCCUCCUCUUGGGAAGAUGCUGAUAGGUCUUGCUGGUUACAUGACUGGUUAUGAUGGCACCUUUCCUUUCAUAAAGCCAGGAGAUAAAUAUGAGGACCACAACUACUGGGGAAUGAGAGGGUUCUGUGCAGUUCUGGGUUCGUUCCUGCCAAUCUUUGCCUACCUCAUAGUCCUGGAACUGUCUCGGUCUCACAUGGCUGCUCUCAUCACCGCCACCCUGCUCAUAUUUGACACUGGCUGCAUUACUAUCUCCCAGUACAUCCUACUAGACCCUAUACUCAUGUUCUUCAUCAUGGCAGCUGUUCUCAGUAUGGUUAAGUUCAACCAGCAGGCAUACAGGCCUUUUACUGUCCCCUGGUGGCUGUGGUUGGUACUGACUGGUGUAAACCUUGCUGGAGCUUUGGGGGUGAAGUUUGUGGGUCUGUUUGUCAUCUUGCUGGUGGGGCUAAACACAGUCUCAGAUCUUUGGAGACUUUUGGGUGAACUGAGCCUCUCACUGGCUGACAUUGCAAAGCACCUCCUGGCUCGGGUCAUCGGACUCAUUUUACUCCCACUCUUCCUCUACGUUACAAUAUUUGGAAUCCACUUUGUUGUUUUAAACAGAAGUGGACCAGGAGAUGGUUUCUUCAGUUCUGCCUUUCAGUCCCGUCUAAUUGGGAACAAUCUACACAAUGCAUCCAUGCCUGAGUACCUAGCGUAUGGCUCCACCAUCACUAUAAAAAACCUUCGUAUUGCUGGAGGCUAUUUGCACUCUCAUUGGCACUUAUAUCCAGAGGGAGUGGGAGCUCGGCAACAGCAGGUGACAGCGUACCUCCAUAAGGAUUACAACAACUUGUGGCUGGUUCACAGACAGGAUGAAAACAGUUCUCACUCUGAUGUCCCUGAUCUGGUUCGUCAUGGUGACAUUAUUCGCUUGGAGCACAAAGAGACGACCCGCAAUCUUCAUAGUCACCUCCACGAGGCACCUCUUACAAAGAAACACUUCCAGGUUUCAGGUUAUGGCAUUAAUGGCACAGGAGAUGCCAAUGACCUGUGGCAGGUGGAGGUGUGUGGAGGUCGGAAAGGUGACCUGGUGAAAGUGCUGCGCAGUAAAGUCCGCUUUUUGCACAGAGCUACUGGUUGUGUUCUUUACUCCUCGGGAAAGACGCUUCCAAAAUGGGGCUGGGAGCAGGUGGAAGUGACCUGUAGUCCCUAUCUAAAGGAGACUCCAAGCUCUCAGUGGAACAUUGAAGAUCAUAUCAAUCCCAAAUUACCCAACAUAAGUCUGUCGGUGCUGAAGCCCCAUUUCCUGGAGAUCUUACUGGAGUCUCAUAUUGUCAUGUUAAGGGGCAAUAGCGGCCUGAAACCCAAAGACAAUGAAAUGAACUCCAAACCCUGGCACUGGCCCAUCAACUAUCAGGGACUACGGUUUUCAGGGGUGAAUGACACAGAGUACCGUGUUUACCUUCUGGGGAAUCCUGUGGUCUGGUGGAUGAACCUGGGCAGUUUGGGGUUAUAUUUUGUAAUGGUUGCUGUGGCUUCUGUAACACUCCAAAGAGGUCUCUCAUUGGGCACAAAAAGAUUGGAGCACUCACGUAUACUUAAGAGUGGAGGAGGGCUGCUACUCCUUGGUUGGCUUCUACACUAUGCACCUUUCUACACUAUGGGUCGUGUCCUCUAUUACCACCAUUACUUUCCUGCCAUGCUCUUUAGCAGCAUGUUAACAGGAAUUACAUUAGAUAUUCUACUGAAAAGCACAGACCUGCUACUCCGUCCACCUUAUUCAGACUGGCUGCAGAGCUUGGGGCAGAUAGGACUCCUGUUGACUGUUCUUUUCAGCUUUUACCUGUUUCAUCCUCUUGCAUAUGGCAUGACAGGUCCUCUGGCACACGACCCAGGCAGCACCAUGGCUGGUCUUAAAUGGAUGGACUCCUGGGAGUUCUAGUCGGAUUUGUUUGAUAACACUAUUAAUGUUUCACAACAUUUUCCGUUAUGGUUCUCAAACUGAAACUUAUGAUGUUACAGUGUUUACAUACAUGUAGAAAUCAUUUUCAAAAGGUACUGUACUAUUUAAUCUGCCUGUCCAAGUAUCUAUCUACAGUUUCAUCUCUCAGUAUUUCCAAGUAAUCUGUUUGGUACGAAAAACGCCUGAUAAAACAGCAGUGCAAUGUGAAAGCCAGAGUCACAGAGUAUUUGAGAAUAAGGAUCUAGACACUAGUCAUCACCAAGCUGCCUUAACUCACAUCAUAUGUGACAUCCUGGACUUGUCUCAAUAAUUAAAAAAAAAAAGAAGUGCCUCGAAGAAACCAGUGAAGGUAAAUUCUGAAAUGUUCAGAUAUUACUUUUCUCUGUUUGACAGUACUGAAAACACUCUUUACAUAGAUGUAGGUCACCAGUGACUGUUCAAUUUGAAAUGGUCUUAAUGUUAGCACUCAGUAUUUUUGUAUUGUAAACAGUCAUUAGUGCUCUCCGGUAUGACUUCUGUUUUGACACUAUGAAACUACUACUGACUUUUUGUGUGCACAUUGAGUGGGAUCAAUAAACUAUGAUAUUCUU